GAAAAGAGGGUGAUACCUUUGAAAUUCUUGAACUCUUAAGACUAAGUGAUCUCACUGUCAUCUGUGGUACUCUUUAGAGAUGAUUACACCUAAGUAACAAGUAUAAUUUUUUUCAAACUUUAUUUAAAUUUUUAAAAUUAAUAACUUUUGUUUUUCAAUUAUUUUCAAUUCUUAUCCCUCUCCAAUACUGAAAAAAGGGGUUAUUUCAAGCUUAUUGUCAAAAAAUCUCUAGGAAAGAAAAUAACAUUUUCCUUUAAAGCUUGAUCAGAUAUCUUUCCCACUCCACUAGGCUUUAGGUAUCCUUUCUGACUACCCACAGCUCCACUGGGCUUGUGUUGCCCUGUAUGGGCAUUCUCUACCCUUACCACUUUGCAACCCCACACAGUUGCCUGUUGCCAUGUGACAAUUUUAUCUAGGGCCAAACUCUUGUAAUCAGUGAUAAUUUACCUACAUUCAUUCUUCAACCAUUAACCUAUUUCCAACUGGUCCUUUCCACUCCAUCCUGAUGAUUAUGAAUAUAUAGAGAGCCAUUGUUCCUUGUUCCCCUCUUUACUCUCAUUCCCAUCACUCUCUUUCCCCUUCUACCUCCUUUUUCCCUCUUUAGGGUACGCUCUAUAGGUAACAAACUAGAUUUCAUCUUAAUCUUGUUUCCUUUCUACUCCCUCUGACUUACACUUACUGAGACCUAAGUCCCUCUGGAUCACGCAGCUUUCCUGGCUGCCUAUUACAGCACUGAUGGCACUUAAACUCAGACACCCCAGUUCCCUAACCUCAACAGGGCAUUUUGAUUACUCCUUGCUCACCAUGGCCACUUCAGACUCUGCUUCCUUGAUGUUCAAGUCAUAUUUAUCACAUAAUCAUUCUUCUAGCUGUUAUCUACUGACCUUCAGGUUACUCAACUCUUUCAAUGAGUUCAGUUUCUGGAUCAGUUUUUCCUCCUUAACUCCUACCUUCCUACUACGGAAUUUCAACAUAUAUUGGUAUCCCUCUUCCCCCAACCACCUUCCCAUUUCCUCAGCUUUCUCAUUUCCCAUGAGUUUUUCUAUCUAACCCCAACUAUAUAGACAUAUACUAUUUCAUUUGGAGCUCUUAGCUCCCAUUAUUUAAUUAGUGCAGAUGACUCACAUCUAUUUGUCCAAAUUAACCUCUCCUGACUCUUAAUCUUGUGUUCCAAUUGUCUAAUAAAUAUAGCCAAUUGAAUACUGAAUGAACAUCCUAAAUUCAACAUGUACAAAACUGAACGUAAUCUUCCCCACCUCUGUCUUCUCUUAAUUUUCCUAUUACAGUUGAAAGUACUUCCAUUUUCCUAGUUAUACUAGUUCAAAACCUAUUUCCUACUCUCACUCCCCAUGUUUGCCAAAUCCUGACAGUUUUACCUUCUUAACAUCUUUCAUAUAUGACCCUUUUUUUUUCCUCUGACACUCCCACCAAUAUGGUCUAGCCUCUUAUUUCACUCCAAGACUAUUGCCAUAACUUUUUGGUUGGUUUCCCUCCUCAUUUUCACUUCUAGCUUCCCUUUCUUCCUUUUAAGUUUCAACUGAAAUCCCACCAUCUGCAAGAAACCUUUCCCAGUUCUUUAUUUUGGUGUUUUUCCUCUGAGACUAUCUCCAGUUUAUCCUGUCUAUAUCUUGUUUGUAUGUAGUUAUUUGUAUGUUGUCUCUCCCGUUAGACUGAUAUUGAAAUUUUUAAAGCACUUUGAGAUUUGCAAAGCAGUUCAUAAAUAUUAUCUCAUUUUGUCUCCUCCUCCUCUGUCCCCCUCCCCCUCAAAUUCUGGGAGAUAGGGACUAUUACCCUCAUUUUACAAAUGAAAUAGGCUAGGUGAGUUGGUCAACCUAAGUGUAUCUGAGGUGAGAAUUGAAUUCAGAUCUUUCUGACCAGAGGCCCAGUACUCUAUCCACUGCUCUGUCAAGUUAUGUCUUAAUAGAACAUUAAACAUUUAUUUUCAUACUUCUUUAGAUAGGCUUCUUUCCUAAACAGAGAAUUUUUUUCUCUACAUUUAGAGGAAAAUAUUCAAAUAGGAUCUUUUGCUUUGCCACUAGAGUUUUGUGAGGAUUGCCAAUUCCCAUAUGAGUUCUAAUAGUCUAUACCUGACUUCUGGGAGUACUUCAUUUUCCUGGGUACAGUGUGACUAGAGAAAAAGAAUUGGAUAUAUAUUCAGCCAAACCACCUCCUGUGAAAUACUUAAAAGAUAAGGCCAUUGCCAUGUUGUGGUCAUAAGGUUUUUUCCAAGAGUAAGGUUAAUGACUGGAGUUUAAGGGCAAGGAGGCGUGAAAUUGGAAGUUUCUGUAAGUCUCACUAUUUUUCCAUUUUUUAAAUCUAAGCUUUCAGGUUUUUUAAGCUGUUUACUCUGGGAUCUAAUAGAUUAUAACCAGGUUCCUUGCCCAUAUUCUACCAAAGAACAGUAAAUGUGAAUUUUACCAUGGUUGUGGACACAAUUUUGGUUCUAGGGACAGUAGCAGACAGCAUUUGGCAUAGAAGCUGAUUCUCUUAAGUGUGAAAGAAAAGUUUUGUGCUCAGAGGAUAUGAGAGGAAAUCUGGAAGCUUCAGAGGAAGAUGUGCAAAAGUCAAUCUAUAAAUCACUAAAAUAAAUAUAAUUCAUCAAGACUAUACUUCUGCUGGGGUUACAGUUCAUUUGUCAGAUUUCUUUCCAUAUGUAUGCAUAGGAAAUUCCAGAUAUUCUGAUCUGCUUCUUUAUAACCCAUACCAAUAUAAGUAAAACCAAACUCUUGUCUAGUCUAAUACUCAAACUCUCUAUUCUACUCCUUUUUGGGAUUGCUGAGGGAUCAGAGGCAUGUGAAUAAUCAUAUCUACAACCAAAUCAUUAACUUUUUUUUUCUUUUACUUGGCCUUCAGACUUAAAUUUUGUUGUUAGCUAAAAUACCCUUAGAUAAAAUUUUGCUUGGUAAUUCUAUCUCCUAUUUGUGACAUAAAUACUAUCAUCAUUUCUAAAAAUACCUUUCAAAAUAACAAUCUUAUAUUUGUCAGACUUGCCUAUAAAUGUUAGAUUGAAUAGGACAAUUCAUAUUUUCAUUUCUCUCUUGGAUUUGCUUCUAGCUCAAAAUCACCUUGCCUGAGUUUACUUCUUAUUUUGGAAGUUCCCUCUUUUCCUUGUAACCUUUUCACCCUGGCAUUCUUCUGCCUUACAACCCUCACCUCCCAUUUGAGAGUUCCUCCAGAAUCUCUACUCUGAGGAAAAUUCCAGACCAAUCAUUCUUUAUUAUUCUCCUGACUCUGGACAUUAACAGCAUUUCUCCCACCCAUGUUAGAAUGUAUAUCCCUUAAGAACAAGGAUUGAAUUGUUUAAAUUGUAUGCCGGUGCUAUGAUGCUUGGCACAUAGUAAGCACUUAGAAAAUGCUUGUUGACUAGGUUUCAUGAUGAUUUAGAUCUUUGUAGACAACCAGUUUAUAGAAAUGGAAGUAAAUAUUGACCAACUCACUUAGCCUGUUUCAUUUGUAAAAUGAAGGUAAUAGUUCUUCUCUCCCAGAAUUUGAGGUGGGGUGGGAGGGAGGAGGAGACAAAAUGAGAUAAUAUUUAGGAAUUGCUUUGCAAACCUCUAAGUGCUAUAAAAAUCUCAAGGAGAUAGUCUAAUAGGAGAGACAACAUUCAAAUAACUAUGGACUCUAUCUAGAGAUAGUCAGCCUAGAGUAAGAGACCUGAAUUCAAAUCAACCCUUAGUCGCAUAUGGCUAUGUCACUGAAUCUCUUUGUGCCUCAGUUUUCUUAUCUGUUUAAUAGUGGUAAUAAUAGCAAUCUAUCUUGCAGGAUUAUUGUGAAGAUCAAAUGAGAUAAAAUUUGUGAAGCCCUUAGCUCAGUGCCUAGUACAUGGUAUUUACUAUGUAAACAUUAGCUAUUAUUGCUAUUAUUUGUCCAGAUACAUUAAAGUUUGAUUUAUACUUUUAUCUCUACUUAUAGCUUAAAGAAUUGCAAAAUAUCAUGCUACAAUACUGCUAUAUACAAUUUCUCUGGUUACAGAAAGGUUUGGAAAUAUACAUUUUAAAAUGCUCUAGGAUAAGGAUCCUUAAUGUAUGUGUGGGGGUGGGGUGGGGUGGGGGCGGUGGGGUAUGCCUUCAUUUGAAACUUUUUCAUCCCCUGGAAUUGGAAGGAGGACACAAAGGGAAAUCUAGGCUGCCAGAAGAAGGAUGAACUAGAUAAAAAGGAAAGGCUCAUACUUCAAGCCAUUUUUCUUCCCUAUAGCAUAAGUAUUUGGAAUGCCAGCUAGCUCCAGGACUUCAAUCCCAUCCUUGUAGUUUAGGAUAUUUCACUGUUUUUUCAAAGGUCUCAAGAAAUAAGGAUAAAGCCAGAGACUAGAGUAAAGGGAUGUAUUACUGAUGGUCUCAUGUGCUACUUUUGGUUACCUGAAAUUCUUGUCUUAGUUGUGUGGUGGAAAGAAGCACAGAAUUUAGAAUAAAAUGCAAUUUAAGCUACAUCUUGAAAGAAUAGAGGGAUUUUGAUGUAGAUGCAAGAUUGGAAUUUAUGGAAAGUCUAAGGCAUGGAAACAGGUUAUGGAGUAUCCUAUGGUAGAAAUAGUAAGAAAAGUCCUGUUUGUAUUGCAGUGUGAAAGGAGAAGUAAUUUCCAAUGAGUCUGGAAGGAUAGGUUAGGUCUCACAGGAUUUAAAAGCAUAGGAGUUAGUAUUUGAUUCUAAAGGCAAUAGGAAGAAAUAGACAGGAAGAGACUGAGCAGAAGAAUCACAUGAUUAGAUUUGAACUUUAAAAAAUUAUUUUGGCAGCAUUGUAUAGGACAGACUGGAGGGGUAGGAAUUUGAGACAUCAACUGGGGGACUUCCAAUAAUCUAGAAAAGAAGUGACAAGGACCUGAGUUGUGUCAGUAAAGAAUAAGAUGUGUAGGUAGAUGUGGAGAUGUGAAGAUAGAAAUGACAAGAUUGAGUGACUGAUCAUAUGUGUGGGGAUGAUGCUGAGGUAAUGAACCUGAUAAAGGAUGGUAGGGACAAAAACAGCAAAGUUUAAAAAAAGCAAAGAUUUGAGGGGAAAGAUGAUGAAUUCAGUUUUGGACAUUUUGAGUUGGAGAGGUCGCUAGGACAUCCAAUUUGAAAUACAUUUUAUUUAUUUCAGAAAGUUAUAGAUUUUUCCUGAUCCCCUUUAAUGCUAGUGCCUCUCUCAGAAAUCACUUCCAGUUUAUCACUUAUAUAUUUUUGUACAUAGUUGCUUACAUUUGGUCUCACACAUUAGACUGUGAACUCCUUGAAGGAAAGAACUUUUUUUUGGUGGGGCCUUUCUUUGUAUCCUUUAGUGCUGGGACAGUAUUGGGCAUAUAAUAAGUAAUGAAUAAAUGCUUGCUGAUUUGACCUGAUAACUUUAAUUUGUUCACUCAUUUUAAGUGUGCCCAAAUCUUUGUGACUAUAUUUGAAGUUUUAUUGGCAAAGUUACUGGAGUAGUUUGCCAUUUCUUUCUCCAGUUCAUUUUACAGAUGAGGAACUGAAGCAAAUGGCUAAGUGACUUACCUAGCGUCAUAUAGCUAGUAAAUGUCUGAGGUUGGAUUUGAUGUCAUGAAGAUGAAUCUUCCUGAUUCCAAACCCAGUGCUUUAUCUAUUGUGUCACCUACAUGUCCUGAUGACCUUAAAGCACAAUAUAAAUGAGUUAAAAAUUAUUGUAAGGCUAAGCAUUUUUUUUUUUUUUGGUGACACAUUACGGUCCUUCAAUUUUAAGAAAAACAAUUCCAGUUAUACAUUUUCACAAUAAAUUCAUUUGAAUAUAAGUAGCAGGUUGUAAAGAAUUUAGAGCAAAAUUGCUACUUUAAUAAAUAUUUUUAAAAAAUUCAACCCCCUAAAUAAUAUUCUAAUUUUUCAUGGUCAUUUAACACUUUUUAAAAAAAUCACAUACCUAUGUAAAGAAAAGGUAGAGGAGAUUAUAUUUUCUAAAUAAGUCCUCAGAGUUUAGCAUAGGUUAAGAAAGUAAUGGAAUGUUAGCCUCACAUCCCAUUGGUUGAGAUUAUUUAUCCAGAUGUCUAGAUUUUGCAUAAAAGAAAGGAGCUACUGAAGCUGAACCACAUUUAAUGGUGAGAGGUACUAGUAAAGACAAUGGAAAGGAUUAUGAUGAGGAUAUUUUUUCUCUUUCUUCUAGCAACUUGUAUUGUACAUGGAAUUUUUAUGGACAAACUUGCUACAAAGAAGCUCUGUGCUGAUGAAGACUGUGUCUAUACAAUUUCCCUCGCUAAAGCUCAAGAUGAUUAUAAUGCCCCUGACUGUAGGUUCAUUAACAUUAAAAAGGGGCAGCAGAUCUAUAUUUAUUCAAAACUAGUGAAGGAAAAUGAAGCUGGAGAAUUUUGGGCUGGAAGUGUAUAUGGUGAACAUUAUGAAGAAGAAAUGGGAAUUGGGUAUUUUCCCAGCAGUUUGGUCAAAGAGCAACAUGUCUACCAAGAGGCAACCAAAGAAAUUCCGACAACGGACAUUGACUUCUUCUGCGAGUAGAAAUUUACAGACAUUAAAAUUUCUGAUGAAAAACACCAUGGCCUCCUCAAACUAAAUUAAAUCCCCACAACCAACUCAGAGAAUCUUCUCUUUCUUAUUAAUAAAUGAAAAUGUUUGUAAAUCUAUAA
Antechinus flavipes (yellow-footed antechinus) is the source of this 6553-nucleotide messenger RNA. RefSeq names its product otoraplin (gene OTOR). Gene Ontology annotation, biological process: cartilage condensation. The record is from RefSeq and is a predicted model, not a curated record. NCBI's taxonomy places the organism in Eukaryota, Metazoa, Chordata, Mammalia, Dasyuromorphia, Dasyuridae. Gene Ontology annotation, molecular function: protein binding.